Poeciliopsis prolifica (blackstripe livebearer) is the source of this 1700-nucleotide messenger RNA. RefSeq names its product bcl-2-like protein 13. NCBI's taxonomy places the organism in Eukaryota, Metazoa, Chordata, Actinopteri, Cyprinodontiformes, Poeciliidae. Gene Ontology annotation, biological process: apoptotic process; regulation of apoptotic process. Gene Ontology annotation, cellular component: mitochondrion. The record is from RefSeq and is a predicted model, not a curated record.
CAUUGUUGGUGCUGCUGCCGACCGCGGCGCUCCGCUCACUUCACAUCCCGCAGCUGCGAGGGGUGGUGGCGACAACAGCGUCCAGCCUGGCGGUUGUCAGCGUUUGGUUUCCUUCUGGACAAGGACGGCCAGUCGUCCAGCUUUGACAGUGAAACUUGAUGUGCCUGUGAAUCUGAAGCGUUGUGAUCAUGACAUCCUCUGGUGCCUCGGCCGUUGUGCCUCCAUGUUUCCACUACGAAACCAAAUACAUUGUGCUGCACUUCCUGAGAAAGCUGCCUGUCCGCAGAUCACGGACUCCGACCACAGAGCUAGGAGACGCCCAGGAGGAGUGGGAGAGAAGCAGACGAAUGAAACAGCAAAUCGACGAGGAGCUGAAGCAGCUGGAGCAGGAAGUCAAUGACACGUUUUCUGAGUCGGACUUCGACCUGCGCCAGUCGGUGGUGUUCUGCCCGCCGAACCCGGACAACUCCGUGGAGGAGUGCCUCGCCGCCAUUGGGCACAGCGUGUCCCGAGAGCUCGGUCCGCAGCCCGCCGCCGUGGAGAAACUCCUGUCAGGGCCUCUGGACGACCAGAGAUUUCAGAGCACAGCUCUGGAUCUGGCCAGACUCACUGAAUCGUGCUGGAACAAGGUGUUGGUGCCGCUGCUGCUGCUGCGGGCCCUGCAGUAUGAAGGGAAGCCUCUGAAGACGCUGCUGCAGCUGGGGCUGCACUGCCUGCAGGACGACGAGGCGCAGUUCAUCAUCCAGCAGGGAGGAUGGGGUAAAGUUCUGAGCUUGGUGCAGAACGAGGACGAGGAGCCCGCGGCGGCCGUCGCCGACGACAGCAACGACAUCUACAUCCUGCCAGAGGAGCAGCAGCCCGGCACGCUCAGCACCGGCGACAGCGGCGAGCCCAGCUCCUGGCAGACGGACGUCCUGCCGGCGUCCCUGGGCGGCCACGAGUCGUGGGCGCAGGUCGACCUGAUGGACCCCGAAGACGUGAAGGACCUUCACGGCGGCGAGGGCGUGGCGCUGUCCGAGGAGCGCGAGAACAACUCCUCCAACUCCGACAUCGUCCAUGUGGAGCGGGAGGAGGCGGAACUCAUGGAGGAGGACGGCGACGGCGACACCAUGGAGAACACGAUGAGCCUGCUGAUGUCCGAGAGCGACCUGGUGGCGCUGCGGGUCGAGCUCGGAGACCCGGUUCUGCACGCACAGCCGCCAUUGUCCCUGGUGCUUCCCGAGGAGCCCGUCGCCAUGGAGACGCCUAAGAGUUUGUCCCCAGAAGCAGAAGCCCCGCCUCCUGCUGCUGGGGUAGAACCCGACCCGGAACCCGAACCCGAACCUCAACCCGAACCUCAACCUGAACCUCAACCCGCCCCAGUGCCUGUCGAGGUGGAAGCCACGACUCAAGCUGAGGAAGUCUCACCAGAACCAGCAGAACCUGAAACCCGGCCAGAACCAGUGUCCAUCCCCAAACAGAACACUGAGCCUGAACCAGAACCGGAACCAGAUUCUUCUGAGCCCCCUGCGCCAGAGGUCCUGGCUGAAAAAGUUCCGGUUCUGGAGGUUCCGAAAGAGUCGCCCCAGACCCCAGCGACACCAGAACCAGAAUCGGAGGAAGAGUUCCCGGUUCUGCUGUAUGGCGCAGCGGUUGUGGUUCUGGUCGCCGCAGUGACCUUCAGCCUGAUUCUGUGCAGGGAGGAGGUAGAAAUUAAUUAA